Messenger RNA from Cinclus cinclus, 2954 nucleotides. It is a transcript of the gene HDAC9, whose product is annotated as histone deacetylase 9. Gene Ontology annotation, biological process: chromatin organization; negative regulation of transcription by RNA polymerase II. The transcript has 24 exons. The record is from RefSeq and is a predicted model, not a curated record. NCBI's taxonomy places the organism in Eukaryota, Metazoa, Chordata, Aves, Passeriformes, Cinclidae. Gene Ontology annotation, cellular component: histone deacetylase complex. Bases 81 to 2954 code for a protein of 957 amino acids. Gene Ontology annotation, molecular function: histone deacetylase activity.
UUGCCGAAGCAUAUUAUCUUACAACCCUCGCUGGAGGAGAUGGGGUUUCUGGACGUGAACAGCUCUUGGCUCAGCAGAGAAUGCACAGUAUGAUCAGCUCAGUGGAUGUGAAGUCGGAGGUUCCCGUGGGACUGGAGCCUAUCUCACCGUUAGACCUGCGAACCGAUCUCAGGAUGAUGGUUCCCAUGGUGGACCCGAUUAUGCGCGAGAAGCAGCUCCAGCAGGAGCUGCUCCUGAUCCAGCAGCAGCAGCAAAUCCAGAAACAACUGCUCAUUGCAGAGUUCCAGAAGCAGCAUGAAAACCUGACCCGCCAACAUCAGGCCCAGCUCCAGGAGCACAUUAAGGAACUCCUAGCCAUUAAACAACAGCAAGAACUCCUUGAAAAAGAGCAGAAACUGGAGCAGCAAAGACAAGAGCAGGAACUGGAGAGGCAUCGCAGGGAGCAACAGCUUCCUCCCCUCCGAGGCAAAGAAAGAGGACGAGAAAGGGCAGUGGCCAGUACAGAAGUGAAGCAGAAACUUCAAGAGUUCCUGUUAAGUAAAUCAGCUACAAAAGACUCUCCAGCAAAUGGGAAGAAUCAUUCCGUGAGCCGCCACCCCAAGCUCUGGUACACGGCUGCCCACCAUACCUCACUGGAUCAAAGCUCUCCACCCCUGAGUGGGGCCUCGCCACCUUACAAAUACACUUUACCAGGAGCACAGGAUGCUAAGGAUGAUUUUCCACUUCGUAAAACGGAAUCCUCAGUCAGUAGCAGCUCCCCUGGAUCAGGUCCCAGUUCCCCAAGCAAUGGUCCGAGCAGCAGUACAACAGAAAAUGAAACCUCGGUUUUGCCAUCUAACAUUCAAGCUGAGCACCUGGUUUCCCAGCAACGCCUUUUGAUACAGGAUGAAUCAGUGAAUUUGUUGAGUCUGUACACAUCCCCUUCUCUGCCCAACAUUACCUUGGGACUUCCAGCAAUACAGCCUCAAAUGAGUGCUUCAUCAUCAUUCAAAGAAAAGCAGAAGGGGGACACCCCAUCACUUAGACAAGGAGUGGCCUUGGCUGGACAGUAUGGAGGAAACAUUCCUCCAUCGUCAACCCAUCCUCACAUUGCUUUGGAGGGAAAGCCAAACAGCAGCCACCAAGCACUCUUGCAGCAUCUGUUGCUGAAAGAACAAAUGAGACAGCAAAAACUUCUUGUGACUGGAGCGGUUCCUCUUCAUCCACAGUCUCCUUUAGCAGCAAAGGAGAGAGUCUCACCUGGCAUAAGAGCUGCCCACAAACUGCCUCGUCACAGGCCACUGAACAGAACCCAGUCAGCUCCUCUUCCUCAGAGUACUUUGGCCCAGCUGGUCAUCCAGCAGCAACAUCAGCAAUUUUUGGAGAAGCAGAAACAGUACCAGCAGCAGAUCCACAUGAAUAAGAUGCUCUCUAAGUCCAUUGAGCAGCUCAAGCAGCCUGGCAGUCACCUGGAGGAAGCUGAGGAAGAGCUUCAUGGAGAUCACUCGAUGCAGGAAGAGCGAGCUCCCGCCAGCAGUGCCAGCGUUAGGGCUGAGAGCAGCAGUGCUGGCGUGGAUGACAGAAUAGGACAGCAGGUGGGGGCUGUGAAAGUCAAAGAGGAGCCACUGGACAGUGAUGAGGAUGUUCAAACCCAGCAAAUGGAAUCUGGGGAGCAAGCUGCUUUUAUGCAACAGGAGUUCCUGGCACAUCAACAUGUCCACCAGUUGCAAAUCUACCAGGCUCAGAUGGCUACAGUUGGCAUGGCAGGAUCAGAUAAACAUCGACCACUUUCCAGGACCCCAUCUUCCCCCUCUGACUCCACAUUACCUCACCCAGACAUGGACCAGCCCAACCAGCAUGCCUACACAACUGGUGUUGUGUAUGACAGUCUGAUGCUGAAGCACCAGUGCAUGUGUGGGAACUAUGCUAAUCACCCUGAACACGCUGGAAGAAUCCAAAGCAUCUGGUCAAGGCUCCAAGAAACUGGGUUGUUAAACAAGUGCGAGCGAAUUCGAGGUCGAAAAGCCAGUCUGGAGGAAAUACAGCUGGUUCACUCUGAACAUCAUUCACUGCUGUAUGGCACCAGCCCACUGAACAGACAGAAGCUGGACCCCAGGAAACUCCUAGGAAACGUGUCUCAAAAACUCUUUUCCUUGUUGCCUUGUGGGGGACUUGGGGUGGACAGUGACACCGUUUGGAACGAGCUGCACUCGGCCGGGGCGGCACGCAUGGCGGUGGGCUGUGUCAUCGAGCUGGCGGCCCGCGUGGCCUCCCGGGAGCUGAAGAAUGGCUUUGCUGUUGUAAGGCCCCCAGGCCAUCAUGCUGAAGAAUCAACAGCCAUGGGGUUCUGCUUUUUUAAUUCGAUUGCAAUUACUGCCAAAUACUUGAGAGACAAGCUAAAUAUAGGCAAGAUAUUGAUUGUAGAUCUGAGUCUAAACAAAUGGACUGUGAUUAUGCCAGCUGCCAACGAGUUUGAUCCAGAAAUUGUCCUGGUGUCAGCUGGAUUUGAUGCUGUGGAAGGCCACGACCCUCCGCUGGGCGGGUACAAAGUCACAGCUAAAUGUUUUGGUCACCUAACCAAGCAAUUGCUGAAGCUGGCGGAUGGCCGCGUGGUGCUGGCACUGGAGGGAGGACAUGACCUUACUGCCAUCUGUGAUGCCUCUGAGGCCUGUAUAAAUGCCCUUCUAGGAAAUGAGCUGGAGCCUCUCCCGGAAGAUAUUGUGCACCAAAUCCCCAAUAUGAAUGCAAUAGCUUCUUUAAAAAAGACCACUGAAAUUCAAAGCAAGUACUGGAAGUCAGUGGAGCCAUACUCUGUGCCAGUGGAUUGUGCUCUGGCUGAGUCUCAGAAGCAAGAGAGGGAGGAGACAGAAACAGUAUCUGCUAUGGCCUCUCUUUCAGUGGAUGUUGAGCAGUGUAUUCCUCAGGAAGGCAGCAGAGCUGCUGGUGAGCCCAUGGAAGAAGAGCCAGCCUUGUGA